Molecule: messenger RNA, 3364 nt
Organism: Closterium sp. NIES-67
Lineage: Eukaryota; Viridiplantae; Streptophyta; Zygnematophyceae; Desmidiales; Closteriaceae
Source: the annotation of a GenBank genome assembly
CUUCGCUGAUACCUGACACCAGAACCAGGGAUUCUAGGACUGAAGCUGUUGUUGGACUCGACGGACCAAGGUAGAAAUUAAAGAGUAGCACAGGCGUCUGAAAGUUCUAACAGCGUUUCGAAAGGUUUUUGUUUUACGCAUACUUCAGCGAGAAUGCAGAAAGGGGACAUUCGCCGCUGGUUCGCGAAAAAGCCGUCAACUCAAUCAUCAGAUGCUGAUAAGUCGAAGAAGGAAGCGGAUGUCGUUCCUGCAACUUCGCCAUCCCCGUUAAUGUCCCCUUCAAGUUCUAUCUUGCGUAAAGGAUCUCACAAUCCGGCUCCUACAAAACCGAAAGAGUCUCCUAAGAAGCCAGUACCUGUAAGCGCUGCACAAAAGGCCCCAGCUGCUAAGGACGAGCCACGACGAGGGGUGAAGGCAGGCAAGGUCUCGUCAACGCCUGCCAAAAAGCCAAGAAAAAGGACCAUGGUUAUAGAUGAUGACGACGAUGAGGAAGAGGACAAUGAAGAUGAUGCGGAUUUCGUUGUUGGUAAAGAUUUGGACAAUGAUGAUGACGGAGAGGAUGAGGACGAAGCAGAUGAGGAGGAGGAAGACGAUGAGAAACCUGCUGGGAAGAGGAAGCGGGGGAAGGCCGGGCCUACCACGAAGAAGGCUACGCCGUCAACGGCUCAGCCUGCACCUGCUGCUGCAGCGGCUAAGGAUUCCGGUGGGCGAGGCAGGGGAGGUGGAGGUGGGGGUCGAGGUGGUGGUGAUGCUGGAGGGGGUCGAGGGGGUGGUGGAGGCCGAGGAAGAGGUUGGGGAGGCAGAGGUGGCUUUUUCGGUGACAGAGCAGCUCCCCCACACAAAGGAGAAAAAGAAGUACCAGAGGGACCCGAGAAUGCUUUGACUGGCAUCACUUUUGUUAUCAGUGGCACUCUGGAUAGCUUGGAGAGGGAGGAGGCCGAGGACUUGAUCAAGAGGCAUGGUGGCCGGAUCACAGGCUCUGUCAGUGGGAAAACCACCUACCUUCUAGCUGAUGAAGACAUUGGAGGCAGAAAGUCCACCAAGGCAAAAGAGCUCGGGGUCAAAUUUCUCACAGAGGACGGCCUCUUUGACCUCAUCCGUGCUGCUGCAAAGAAGCAGCCCCCUGCACCAGCGAAAUCACCCCCGGCUAAACAGCCACUCAGUGCAGAUAAGGGUCGUCCAGCUGAUGACAACAAGCCUGAUGCAGACCGACUCUCUAAGAAGCUCAAGGCGGAUGCACCAGUUAGUGCAGCAGCCCCAGCAAGCAAGGCGGGUGCUGGGCCAGCGAGGCCAGUGGUACCUUCUGCUGCAGGGAGAACGGGGCCAGUGGAGGUGGAGUCAUGGCCGCAGAAGUACGCUCCCAAGAGCACAGCAGAAAUCAUCGCCAACCAAGGCCUGGUGAAACAGCUGCAUGACUGGCUGGCGGGAUGGGAGGCGAGGCAUCUGGGGCAAGGAGGGGGCAAGAAGGGCAAGAAAGGGGGGAAGGGAGGGGCAGGCGGAGGGGGGGCAGGGGGGGACAUGAACAAGAAGGCAGUGCUGCUCAGUGGUGGGCCCGGCAUUGGCAAGACGACUACAGCUCGCCUUGUCUGUGCUGAGCUCGGCUUCUCACCUCUCGAGGUGAACGCGAGUGACUCCCGAGGCAAGUCGGACUCUAAGAUCCGCAAUGGCAUGGGCGGCACCACGUCUAACACCAUCAAGGAGAUGAUCUCCAACACCACUCUGCACUUCUCACCCGUCUCCACCACCAAGGGCAAGCAGCAGCAGACACAGCAGCAGGAGCGAGCAGCGCUGAUCAUGGAUGAGGUGGACGGCAUGUCGGGGGGGGACAGGGGGGGCGUGGCAGACCUGAUAGCGAGCAUCAAGGAGAGCCGCGUGCCCAUCAUCUGCAUCUGCAACGACCGCUACAGCCAGAAGCUCAAGAGCCUCACCAACCACUGCCUGGCCCUCAACUACAGGAAGCCCACCAGGCAGCAGAUGGCCAAGAGAUUGCGGCAGGUGGCGAAUGCUGAGAAGAUUCAGAUCGCCGAUAACGCCCUGGAGGAGCUGGCAGAGCGCACGAGCGGGGACAUGCGGCUGGCGCUGAACCAGCUGCAGUACAUGGCACUGAGCUGCCGCCAGCUGUCGUACCAGGAGGUGAAGGCGCGCAUGCAGGCCAACGCCAAGGACGAGGACAUCCGCCCCAUGGCCGCCGCUGACACGCUGAUGGGGUAUGGCGCACGCGGCAAGAAGAUGGACGUUCUCAUUGAUGCCGCGAUGUCAGACAUCGAUCUCAUGCCGCUCUUCAUCCAGGAGAACUACCUGAACCAUGUGCCUGGCAACGACCCCUCGUCGCCCCACCUGCUCUCUCGCCUCUCACAAGCGGCAGAUGCCAUCUCCAGUGGGGACCUGGUCAACGUGCAAGUGCGCAGAUACCAGCAGUGGCAGCACCUGCAGUUCGCUGCGGUCAUCUCCUGCAUCACACCGGGCUUGCUUGUCUCUGGACGGAGGGUCACUUUUCAAGAGGGCGAGCGGAACUUUGAUCGUUUCCCUGGCUGGUUGGGCAAGAACUCUUCUGUGGGCAAGAACUACCGCCUGCUGGAUGACCUGCACGUGCACCUCCUCUCCUCGCAUGUGCUCCCCAACCCAUCGAGGCAAGUUGUUCGCCUUGACUACAUGGAACCUCUGGUCUCCUCUCUCACACAGCCUCUGCACAAGCAUGCACAGGAUGGAGUGGAAACCGUGGUAGAGGAGAUGCUGGAGUAUGGCCUCACACUUGACGACCUUGACACGGCCGUGGAGCUCUCACACUUUAAGGGCCGGUCUGGUGCUAUGGAGGGUGUGGCAGCGCCAGUGAAGGCUCGUCUGACGCGGGAGUAUAAGAAGGAGCAGCAGGCGCACAAGGCCAAGUCUGCUGCCACCCUACCGCCUCUCCAGCUGCCAGGGGGCCGUGGGAAGGCAGGUGGUCGAGGCAAGGCAGCUAAGCCAGCUGGUGGAGCGGGCGUGGAGGCAUCUCUUUUGCAGGCUGACACUGAUCUUCCUGUGGCUGUUGAUGAAGACGGAACAGCUCAAGAGGACGAUGGUGACGAUGCAGCCAUUGAGGACAAUGCAAGCAGUGACCAAGAUGAGGAUGAUGAAGCUGUGCGCUUGCGACUUGUAGGGAAAUCUGCCGACAACUCAAGCAAGACAAUUGCGAAGGGUGGAAAAGGCCGAGGAAACAGGGGAAGGGCGAGAAAGGGUGCUUCUUAGGAAGAGACUUUUGUAGUGCUUUUUUAAUGCUUAGAUGUAGAGAUGGUCUUGGCGUUUUUGAAAUCCAUAGAUUUAGGUGUCACCUAUGCCCAAAUAGCAAACUCAUGUUGUACUUCGACGGAAUUAGCUGGAUUACUUG